This is a messenger RNA of Hypoxylon trugodes, 2210 nucleotides long. Its product is annotated as putative dehydrogenase. The record is from RefSeq and is a predicted model, not a curated record. NCBI's taxonomy places the organism in Eukaryota, Fungi, Ascomycota, Sordariomycetes, Xylariales, Hypoxylaceae. Bases 530 to 1852 code for a protein of 440 amino acids. The transcript has 2 exons. Gene Ontology annotation, molecular function: FAD binding.
GCUCGGAUUCCUAAUUGGCAUGGAACGCAUACGUCGUGUUGAAAAAGUGGGCGAAAAAAACCCGCAAGAGCGAAACUAGGAAAUACAUAAUAUGGACCCUACCUACUAAUACACCUCUUAUGCUUUAUACAUCACCCCCUUUUCUCUCUCGGCCGAGCAAGUAUUAAAUAAAUAAGAGCUGAAAAAAGGAUCAUACGCAAUCCAUGCUUAAACUGUAUGUGCUGGGGAGACCGUUAUCCCGUACUGGUUAGUUCUUAGUAUACUUCUCGUCUUCAGCCCUAGCUUUCACGGUUUAGCCUGGACGGGGGACUUCAUUCGAGCAGCUUAGCAGCUAAGUCCUACCCUACCAAAUGAUAGUACGUUUUCCUACUACGAAUCCUUGGUGUGAAUCAUCCAUGGAUCCUAAAAUUCAUCGCUGCGUCGUCUUCGGGUGGGCCCGGAUGUAAGGGCGUCAUGUACUUUAUAUACCCAACGACUUGAACAGUUUGUUCUACCGUCGUUCCAUUGUUCCAUCAUCUUCAUCUUCAUAAUGUCUAGUAAACCUCGAGUUAUCGUGAUAGGGGCUGGCCCCGUAGGAUUAUAUACGGCACACGCUCUCGCUAAAGCAAAUAUCGAUUACGUCGUUCUCGAGCAACAAAAGGACGUCGCCUUCCAUAAGGGUGCCGGUAUUGUCCUAUUUCCUGCUUCAGUACGACUGGUUGAUCAACUUGGAUUAUACGACCGUGUCGAAAAAUUAUCGACUCACCUCAAUAGCAAAAUCAACACAUUACAAGAUGGAACUGUCAUCGUCCGAUUCAAGUUGUUUGAACCAAUCGAAGAAAAAUUCGGAUACCCCUCCUUUGGAUUUUCACGACGCGAGAUGAUUCAAGUCCUUUAUGAUACCCUACCCGAACGAGAGACCCGAAUACGGACCAAUGCCCGCCUAGUUGAUAUCGAGACACAUGAUAAAGGAGUGCGCGUUCGCCUUAGCGAUGGUACUGUGGAGGAAGGUUCUUUGGUGAUAGGGGCCGACGGGGUUCACUCUCGCACACGAGAAAUAAUGGGUAGACUCAUCCGUGAGUCAACGGAUGACGUAGACGGUGGAAAAGCGUAUCCCAUGAUAGCAAACUUUAAAGCUAUCUUUGGACGAACCCCAGUGCCCGAACAUCUCAAGAGUCAGACGGGCUUAUUUGCGGAAACUCACGGGACCGGUGUGACAUCGCAAGCAGUUAUCGGCAAAGAGUUUAUCUAUUACUGUAUAAUUAGGACAUUGCCCAAACCAACAACCGGACGGCGCAGAUUUACCGACCAAGAACUCGAAGAAGAAGCCCGGAGGUAUUUCGAUCUCAAUUUAUUCCCUAAAACUAGGUACGAAGACCUCUGGGCUGCUACAACGCCUGGCGAAGCUUCUUUGGUGCACUUGGAGGAGGGGUUUGUCGACCAAUGGUACCACAACCGAGUCGUCCUAAUGGGCGAUGCUAUACAUAAAAUGACCCCUAUGAACGGAAUGGGGGUUAACAUCGGUAUGCAAGAUGCCACCGUACUUGUCAACCAAUUACAAAGCCUAUCGAGCUCAAGUCCUGAUUGGUCAGCCGAUGCGUUAGAAAAGGCCCUCCAUAAUUACCAGAGCACUCAAGAAACGAUAGGCCGUCAAAUAACUGACCAAGGAGCAAUGAUGACGCGAAUGGUCAGUUGGAGCACGUGGUUUGGUUGGUUUUUCGACCGAUUCGUCACGCCUUGGUUGGAUCUCACGAGCAUGGCGUUAAAGGGGUUUGGUCCUCUGAUGGCCAAUUCGCACAUAUUGGAAUACAUCCCCUUCGAAGGGAAGGCUGGUCUUGUUCCUUGGAAAAACCAUCCCAAGGUUCAGGCCUGAUCUAGCACAAGUUUAUCUUGUACCAAAAUAUGUACUACUACUAGCCAUAGAAUAAUCCCAUCAAUAUAUUCCCCAGGGGACAUCCCACUUCAUUUAAUAUUCUCGCAUCAAGUUGGGAAAUUUUGAGAGCACCAAGGGGGUAGAAGCCUCUAAUGUCUAUGACCAUCGUGCACCCAGUUAUUUGUAUAUACCUGCCUACUUAUCAUAGUACGGAAGACGCUCUCUUACAAUCGUAGGGAUACCUAAUCUCCAAGUAGUUGAAUGAAGACUCCAAUGACGAAGACUGUUAAACUACUCCGUUGUCCGUGAUACUAGUACAUGUUCACAAUAAUAAAAAACACGCAUGAAACAAACUUCU